Durio zibethinus is the source of this 3334-nucleotide messenger RNA. The record is from RefSeq and is a predicted model, not a curated record. Lineage: Eukaryota; Viridiplantae; Streptophyta; Magnoliopsida; Malvales; Malvaceae.
AAUAGAAUCUCUAGAAAACCUUUGUUCCCUUCCAUUUGAGUUCAGUGAGUAUCAUAAUAUAACAGCUCCUUUUCGCUGCUUUUCUCUCUUCACUUUUGUCUUUCAUCACUUUCAUGGCUUAAGAUUACUCUCUGUCAGCUGUCCUUUAGUCAAAUCCUCCUUUGACCCACAAAACAACCACCCUUGUUUGGGUUUGGGUUUUGUUUUUUCUCUGUUUUUAUCCAUCAAUAGUGUAUCAUUCAAUCCCAGAAACAAGAAACAACUGAAACGAGAGCAGAACUGCAAGCCCCAUGUCUUCUUCUCCGACUUUGAAAUCUCAACCUCUGCAUAACUUUCCAUUGCGUGGCCUUAAAUGGGGGAUGAACCACACCCACAACCACCACCACCGCCUUCGGAGACACUCCAAUUCCUCCCACAAAUCUCCUCAGCGCGGCGGUUCUGAUUCUGAGUCUGAUAAUCAUCCAAAGAACGGAGCUUCUUCAAGUUCUUCACCUGAUCAUAGGGCUGAACAACCGGAGAAGAAGGUCAUCAAUGGUUCUGAUGUUUCGGUUGAUCCAUCGAACGGUAAAUCGAAGAUCUGUAUACGUCUUCGAUGGAACAAUCACAGGUUUGUUGAUGAGGUUGCGGAUACAGGAGAUGAGAACUUGGAUGAUGAAUUCGUUGACGGAUUGGUUCCCAAGACGUGGAAUCUGAGGCCUAGGAAGCCAAUUUCUAAGCCGCCGAAUCAAAACGGCGGCGCACUGAAGAUCGGAACCUCGGCGGACGAGAACAAAACGCAUAGGCCGGAAUCGACCCGGUCCAGGAAUGUGACCGAGUCGAAGGCGGCUGAGAAGAAGGAGAAGAACCAGAAGCUCUCGAUUUCGCUUACUGCAGAAGAAAUUUAUGAUGAUAUCUAUGCCAUGACUGGGUCAAGGGCCUCUAGAAAGCCAAAGAAGCGAGCCAAGCAUGUUCAGACAGAACUCGAUCGUCUGUAUCCAGGGUUGUGGUUAGCUUCGAUAACGCCUGAUUACUACACAGUCCCGGCGGCUCCUAUAAAGGAUUAGAUGGGAGAGCUGCUAAACAUGAAUGACUGCUAAACUUUUUUUGCAGCUGUAGAAUAAGCUCUUAGAGAAGAAAGGGUAAUAAAUUUAUGUUGUUUUCGUGCCUUUUUUGUCGAAUCCGUGACAAGGUUAGACGGAUGGCGGGAUACAGUUACAUUAAAAAUUUUUUUAUGAGUAGUCACAGAUUGUAACUUUGACUUAUCAGUUUAAUAAAUAGGGUUUUAACCGUUUCGGUUUAUGUAAAAGGACAUUGUUUUUCAGGUGAUCUUUGGUCCUUAGGUUAUUGGUACUUGUUAGUUGUUCAUGGAACUGGUUUUGAUAUAAGAGCAUAACAACUGUUUAUUGAUCCAGAAAGUUUGGGAUGUAUACUUCUGUUUGAUGUGCUUGUUUUUCUUUCUUCUUUUGUUCUUUCUAAUAUGCAUGAGUCGGAUAAAAAGUAGUCAGUUUACUUCCAGUUGAUUGAUUUAAGAAACGUGUCUGUAAUUAACGGAUUAAGUAGUUAUGCACAUGGUAGUAUAGAUGGAUUAAGUAGACAUGAGCACGUGUUAGUAAUUAACAGGUUGAGUAGUUCUGAUCACGUGUUAGUAAUUAACGGAUUUAGUAGUUGCUACUGUCCGUUAUGGUAAGAUGUCCGUAUUUUAACAGGCAAUGCAAAGUGCUGGAUGAGAAUAUAAUUUAAGGAAUCCAUAUAUGGUUGGGACGUAAUUAUAUGAUUGAUUUGCAACUAUGGAAUCUAUAUGUUCUUUGUCGCUUCUUAAAUUUACACUUGUUCAAGCAAAGAUGGUAGUUUACCGGCUUCAAUUUAUAUAGGAAUGUCUCAUUAUUUAAUGAAAGUAAGUAGUUUUAUACGUUCUUUUUAUUCUAUCUCUAGAUAGCGUGCGUGACAAACACGCAUCACUGACCAUUCAAGCCAAAUGGGUUGGAAGACACCCUUAUAAGUGGCUUGCAUGCAUUGUAUCUUUACAUUCUUACAUCCUAUUGGAAAGCAAACUCUGAGAUGAAAAUAGGUUAGUUCACCGGCUCUUGAUUGGUUUGAGAUGAAGUUCAACUGUUAAAUGAAUCAAAAAGUUUUGUUUUGUGCAUCUUUCUUGUUUGAGGAGAUUGUGAGCUAGAUGUAUCAUCAUUAUUUCUAGAAGACAUUUGAUUGAUCAGCAGGACUUACGUGUCAGAAGCUGUGCAUUGUGUGAUUGAGUUACAUCUUUAUCACUUAGUUAAUUCUUGCUUUGGAAAUUGCAUUUGUCAAAAGUAACAGCGGUCAGUUUAUCACUAUUGAAUAUAUUUAAGAAAACUGCCAAUCUCUAUUGGAUUAAUUAGUUUGCUUGUUUAUCUCCCCAAGUUGGAAGUGUUUGAGUGAAUAGAUGCAGCAGCAACUGUUUAUGCACAGAUGUAUGGAAGCCAGCAAGUGAAAUAAUCAGGCUCAUAGUCUUAUGAAAAUAUCGGAUUUAAUUUACCUAAGUAGUUUUUCCCAGUUUUCCUUUCCUGUUUGAAGUGUAUUAGGGAUUUGUCUGUGUUAUUUUCAAUGGCAAGAUGUGAAUGACUGAAUAGGAUGGAAUUUCAUGGAAAAUAUCAGCGUUAGAGCCUAAAGAGUUGGGUUAAACUACUGUGAUUGACCUCCAUGCUUUAUAUGUGUGAGUGUUUGUGUGUGUUUUCCCUCUGAAGAAAAAAACUGCUCUCGGUCACCUCACGACAAGCUUCAGUUUUACUGAAGUAUUUGUAUUGCUUAUUAUUAGAAAUAUUGCAAUUAGAGAGACUAUGAAGGAAUUAAUUUUAGGUUUGGCUGUUGAAUUUUCUUGUCAUUGCCAUUAUGACUGCAUCAAUAUGCGUAUGCUAGUCAAACUAGAAAAACUAAGUUCUCCUACUAGAGUCUUAUCUCUGUCAUACAAAUGACUCUAGCAAUGUGAUGUGCGACUAGUAUUACAUGUUUAUCAUGCCAAUUAGAUCGUCGGAAGAACUAAUCAUCUUUAUAUUUGACAUUUUGACACUUUUUUUGGUUAACCACAUUACUUUAUGUACAUAAAUUGUUUUGAUUAAAGACGCAUGCAUGUCAACAUUCUUUGAUUUUGAGAAGGCAUAUAUAGUAUAUAAAUAAUUGCUGAAUUAUAGCAUAUGCAGUGAAUGGUAAAAGCAUAUAUGGUAGCCUUAGCAUUCACAAUUGGAGGUUUUUUAUAUAUUUGGAAACUCUAUAAAUCUCAAAUCUUGAUAUAAUCAUGAAGGGUUGCUAAGGCUACUAUAUAUGAGAGGAAAAAAAAAAAAAAAGAGGCUUUCUCUUGCAAAAUAUGAAAUUUCAUGGUGCA